Molecule: messenger RNA, 5427 nt
Organism: Nerophis lumbriciformis (worm pipefish)
Lineage: Eukaryota; Metazoa; Chordata; Actinopteri; Syngnathiformes; Syngnathidae
Source: RefSeq, a predicted model, not a curated record
AUGUUUGAGCUUCUCAUCCGUGUGAUGAUGAUCAAGAUGCUGAGUUCUGCUCUCGUACUUCUCCUCGCUCUGCAAGUGCUCACCUUGGCUCAAGUUAAGCUUGUGGUGGGCCAAGACCAGGAUCAUAUCAGCCUACCAGAGCUCAGUGAUGUCUGCACCGAGGGCAGCUGUUACCCUGCAACAGGAGAUCUUCUAAUUGGGCGAGCGCACCAACUUUCGUCAACCUCAACCUGCGGACUAACUCAUCCUGAACCAUUCUGCAUUGUCAGCCAUCUGCAGGAGGAAAAAAAAUGUUUCAUGUGUGACUCAGCGACCCCCUACAGUGAACCAACCAAUCAGACGGGAAGCCAUCGCAUUGAGAAUGUUGUAACCACAUUUGCGCCAAACAGACUGAAGACCUGGUGGCAAUCUGAGAAUGGUAUGGAAAAUGUCACAAUCCAGCUUAACCUGGAGGCAGAAUUUCACUUCACCCAUCUCAUCAUGACCUUCAAAACGUUUCGUCCUGCUGCCAUGGUGAUCGAGCGCUCGGCCGACUUUGGGGAAACCUGGAGGGUUUAUCGCUACUUUGCCUAUGAUUGUGAAACAUCCUUCCCUGACGUUUCUGCGGGUCCCAUGAAGAAGGUUGACGAUGUCAUUUGUGACUCACGUUAUUCUGACAUUGAGCCAUCUACUGAGGGAGAGGUCAUUUUCAGAGUUUUGGACCCAGCUUUCCGGAUCCAUGACCCAUAUAGCUCUCGAAUCCAGAAUAUGCUUAAAAUCACCAAUCUAAGGGUGAAGUUUACCAAACUUCACACACUUGGGGACAACCUGCUUGACUCUCGUAUGGAGAUUAAAGAAAAGUAUUACUAUGCAGUCUAUGACAUGGUGGUGCGAGGAAACUGCUUCUGCUACGGACAUGCCUCAGAGUGUGCACCCGUCCAAGAAAUUGGCUCUGUUCGGGAGGGCAUGGUUCAUGGUCACUGCAUGUGUAAUCAUAAUACCAAAGGACUGAAUUGUGAACAGUGUCAAGAUUUCUACCACGACUUACCAUGGAGACCAGCUGAGGGACGUCAUACCAAUGCCUGCAAAAGGUGUAACUGCAACCAGCAUGCGGAUUCAUGUCACUUUGACAUGGCUGUCUACGUGGCUUCAGGAAAUGUAAGUGGUGGUAUGUGCGAUGACUGUCAACACAAUACAGCUGGAUACAACUGUGAGCAGUGCAAACCAUUCUACUUCCAACACCCAGAGAGAGAUGUUAGAGAUCCAAACAUCUGUGAGCGAUGCAAUUGUGACCCUGUAGGUUCUCUGAAUGGAGGAAUCUGUGAUGGGAGGACAGACAUUAGAGUAGGUCUUAUUUCUGGUCAAUGCCGCUGCAAAGUCAAUGUGGUGGGAGAACGCUGUGACCAAUGCAAACAGGCAUAUUACGGGCUUUCUGAUACCGCAGAAGGAUGCAAAGCCUGCACUUGUAACCUUCUGGGAACAGUUCCUAAUGGGAGCCCGUGUGACAGUGAGACAGGAAACUGCUUCUGCAAACGACUCGUGAUUGGAAAGGACUGUGACCAAUGUGUGUCUGAACACUGGGGUCUCAGCAACGAUAUGGAUGGAUGCAGACCAUGUGACUGUGACCUGGGGGGAGCAAUCAACAACCAGUGUAAUCAGCUGACUGGUCAGUGUGUCUGCAGCGAUCACAUGUUCGGACGUCGCUGUGAUCAAGUUGAAUCUGGAUUUUACUUCAUUGCUCUGGACCACUACACUUAUGAGGCAGAGGAUGCCAAGUUAGGACCUGGUGUAACGGUGGUUUCAAGGCCCCACCCGCAGGAUCAUAGUCCCACCUGGACAGGUUUUGGCCUGGUCAAUGUCCCAGAAGGAGCUUUCCUUGAAUUCACUAUUGACAACAUUCCGUACUCAAUGGAGUAUGACAUUCUCAUCCGUUAUGAGCCUCAGUUGCCUGACCAGUGGGAGGAGGUUCUGAUGAGUGUGACAAGAGAGACACCUAUCAAAGCAGACAGCAGAUGUAUAAACACUGUGCCAGAUGACGACCACCAAAUGAUUUCACUUCACCCUGGGUCACGACAUAUGGCUUUUCCAAGGCCGGUUUGUUUUGAAUCGGGUCUGAACUACACCAUCCGCCUCAGUCUGCCAUUGUAUUCAGCCCUGAGUGAUGUUCAGUCUCCGUACACACUCAUUGAUUCGAUUGUGCUGAUGCCUCACUGUAAGAAUUUGGACCUGUUCACCACAUUAGAAGGAGGGGAAGCUGGUGAAAACCGUGGAUGGGAAACUUUUCAACGCUAUCGUUGUCUGGAGAAUAGCCAGAGUGUUAUUAAAACACAGAUGACCGAAAUUUGCCAAAAUUUAAUUUUUAGCAUUUCUGCUCUUCUACACCAGGGAGCCAAAGAAUGUCAAUGUGACCCACAAGGAUCUCUUAGUACAGUCUGCAAUGUGAGUGGAGGACAAUGUCAAUGUCGACCUCAUGUUGUCGGCAGAAACUGUGACAGGUGCGCUCCUGCGACUUUCCAGUUUGGACCAAGUGGCUGCAAAGAAUGCAACUGUGAUGCUCAGGGUUCUGAGAGCCCUCUUUGCGACCAGGUCACUGGUCAGUGUGUGUGCGUUCCGGGAGUGUAUGGACGUCAGUGCAAUCGCUGUCUACCAGGCUAUUGGAGUUUCCCUUCAUGCCGUCCAUGUUCGUGUAAUGGACACACGGAAGACUGCGAUCCUCACACUGGACAGUGUCUCAACUGCAGGGAUUACAGCACAGGGCACAACUGUGACAGAUGCAUGGAUGGUUACUAUGGUGACCUGACGCUGAACUCUGGUGAUCACUGUCGCCCAUGUAUGUGUCCUGAUGGUCCUGGUAGCCUGCGGCAGUUUGCAGGAAGUUGUUUCCGUGGUGAUGAUUCUCAACAAGCUACAUGUGUCUGUAACACUGGAUACAAGGGUACCCGCUGUAGUGAGUGUUCCCCCGGUUACUACGGAAACCCUCAUGAAAAGGGGGGGUCGUGCCAACCUUGUCAGUGCAACAACAACAUUGAUAUGUUGGACCCACAAUCCUGCAAAGCUCAAACGGGUGAAUGUCUGCACUGCCUUUACCACAGCGAGGGGCAUUCCUGUGAAAAUUGCAUGAUGGGUUAUUAUGGCAACGCCCUACAGCAAGACUGCAGGAAGUGUGUUUGUAAUCAACUGGGGACUGAUGAAGCCAGCUGUCCAUCAUCAGACGAUUGUCACUGUGAUCGCAGCAGUGGUCAGUGUCAUUGUCUUCCUAAUGUGAUUGGCCAGCACUGUGGUCGUUGCGCACCUGACACCUGGAACAUUGCAAGCCGUAAGGGCUGUCAGGCCUGUGACUGUGACACCAAACAUUCGUAUGGGACCUCGUGCAAUGAGAUCAGUGGUCAAUGUUCAUGUGUGUCAGGCUUUGGAGGCAGGACAUGCAGUGAGUGUCGAGAGCUGUUCUGGGGAGACCCAGAGGUCAAAUGUCACGAGUGUGACUGUGAACCGAAUGGCAUCACUCAGGCACAAUGCAACAAAGACAACGGUCACUGCAUUUGUAAAGAAGGAGUGUCUGGUCCACGUUGUGAUACCUGUUCCCGUGGUUUCUCUGGUACCUUCCCCGACUGCCACCGCUGUCACCAAUGCUUUGCUGAGUGGGAUGCCGUUAUUGGGCAAUUAACAAAUCAGACACACCGCCUUGCCAACAAGGUAAAUGCUAUCAAAACUACUGGAGUCAGUGGGCCCUACAAAAAGUCUAUUGACACUAUGGAAAGAAGUGCAUCAGACAUCCAUGCAAUCCUAACCCAAAACCCAGCCUCACAACCUCUAAGCGAGAUCCAACAGCUUUUACAGGAAGCCAGUGACUUGAUGGAGUCACUAAACCAGUCACUGAACCACACAGAAAAGAUUCUAAUCAAUGUACAAGAGGACGACAACAGCGUGGAGAGUAAACUAAAAUUGCUGAUGGCAGAUGGCCAGAAACUUGAGCAGACCGUUAAUGACAUUCUGGAUCAGGUUGAGUUAAUCAGGAACUCUGACGUCAGAGGGGCCGCCAGCAGUGUUACAAAGUACUUCAUGCAGUCUCAGAGGGCUGAAGAACGAGCAAAUGCAUCCACCAUUGACCCCAACAGCCCUGUGGCAAACUCUGCUAAUCUACGGCAACUCACGGAGGAUAAAAUAAACCAAACCAAAGAUGAGUUCCUCAGGAGACACACUGAGCAUGCACAAAAACUCGAUGACCUGGCGGGCCAAAUCCAGACGCUGGACCUGACAGAACUCAGCCACAAGACAUGCGGGAAUCCAACAGGACAGGACUCAUGUUCCUCUCCCUGUGGGGGAUUGGGAUGUGUAAAUGCGGACGGUGGCCCCUUGUGUGGCGGGGAAGCAUGUGAUGGUGUGUUGACAAAGGUUCAUUCCAGCUGGCAGAAAGCUUUUGACUCUCAACAGGAUAUAUUGAAUGCCAUGGAGGAAGUGGAUAAACUUGCUAAAAUGGUGUUUGAGGCAAAGCAAAAGGCAGAUGAAGCAAAAAUCAGUGCCCACAAUGUUCUUUUGAAGUCUAACAGGACCAAACAGUACAUUGACCGGAGCAAUGAGGAGCUAAGGACACUUAUUCGAGAGAUUCGAGACUUUCUCACAGAGGAUGGGGCAGAUUUGGAGAGUAUUGAAAAGGUUGCUAAUGAGGUGCUAGCCAUGCAGAUGCCAACCACACAAGAACAGCUACAGAACCUUACAAAUGAAAUUCGUGAGAAGGUGGGAGAACUGGGCAAUGUCGAAACUAUCCUUCAGCAGAGCACGGACGACAUCCAGAGAGCUGAAAGUCUACUGGAACAAGCUCGUCAAACUAGUCAGGGGGCAAAUGAUGUGAAGGACUCUGCUGAAAGAGUCAAAAUGGCUCUGGAUGAAGCUCAGAGAGCUCAGACAGCUGCCAACAGUGCGAUUCUGCAGGCGACCGAUGAUAUCAAGAGCACCAACAAGCUGCUGCUCUCGGUGAAGUCAGAUACAUCAGAUGUAGAAGUAAAAUUGGACAAUGCCACAAAGCAGCUGCAGCAGCUGGAUGAGGAUAUGAUACUGCUGAGAGACCGAACCCUGAAUGCCACACUGAGCAGUGAGCGCACCAUUCAGGAUGCCACAAGCAUAAGACAAAUGGUCAAAGAGGUUAAAAGGUCCAUGGACUCUGAAGUGAAAGACAAGUACUCGACUGUACAGCAACUAAUUGACCAAAAAGGUGGUGCUGUGGCUGAUGCAAAGAAAAGGGCUGAGUUACUGCAGCAGGAAGCCAAGGAACUGCUGUUGCAGGCCAGUGACAAGCUUCAGAUUCUUAAAGAGUUAGAAAAGUCAUUUGAUGACAACCAUCAUGCCCUAGAGGUGAAGGCGGAGCAGCUGGUGGAGCUAGAGGCAUCCGUUAAGGAGCUGCUGCAGCAGAUAAGCCACAAAGUCACAUUGUACAGCACCUGCUUAUUCUAA